This is a messenger RNA of Lathyrus sativus (Indian pea), 1221 nucleotides long. The record is from the annotation of a GenBank genome assembly. Lineage: Eukaryota; Viridiplantae; Streptophyta; Magnoliopsida; Fabales; Fabaceae.
AUGGAGAAAUAUGUGGGUGUCACCGAUGAUAAGGUGAGCGGUUAUAUAAGUGACGAUGUUGCAUUAUCCAUCUUAUCAAAACUCCCUUGGAAAUCUUUAAAACGAUUUGAAUGCGUGCGUAAGUCAUGGUCUCUUUUAUCUGACAAACCUAAUUUUAUGAGUUUGUAUCGCCACAAUUUCUUCUCUAAAUAUUCUUAUGAAGAUGAUACAUCUCUUAUCCUACAUCUUCAUGAUCACGAGACAUUGUGUUCUCUUUCUGGGGAGCGUUUUGAGAAUAUGGUAGUGCUAGAUUUGCCAGAACAAAUCGACCACUUCAAAUUUUUUGGUUUUGGUUGUGCUAAUGGCAUACUUUGUUUUGAAGAACCCUCUGAUAACAAAAUUGUAUUGUGGAUCCCAACUACAAAUGAAUUGAAGAUCAUUUGUAUAAGCCCUUUUGAGUCAUUUUCCCCACCUGUUACCCUUAAUUUUGAUGCUCCAGUUAUUUUUGUUACUAAUCCUAAUCUUCAUGGAUUUGGUUAUGACUGUGUUGGAGAUGACUAUAAGUUGAUUCGUAAUACAUCUGUUAGUUGUAAGUUCCACACUUUUUGGCCAUCUGAUAGAGAUUUAUUAUUAGGGCAAGAUAAAUCAUUGAAGCCCUUUUGGGAGACUUAUAGCUUAAAAACCAACUCUUGGAAAAAGCUAGAUAUUGAUAUGCCUAGUUGUGCUAAGCACAAUUCUGGUUUUGGAACUUUUCGAGUAUACCUUGAUGGAGUAUGUCAUUGGUUAAAUUUGGAUAAAGAAAAUAAUCAUGUUGGGGCAUCUUUAAUAUCCUUUGACUUGAGAAAUGAGGUGUUCAUUAACACACCCAUUCCCCCAUUCGCCAGAGAGCAGUGGAUGGGACUGUCGGUCAUAAAUGACUCGAUUGCUUUGUUCAAACAUCAUCAAAAUAUGCCUACUUUUAACAUAUCUAUCUUUGAUAUAUUAAUUUUAGGUGAAUUUGGUGUCAAGGAAUCAUGGUACAAACUCUUCACCGUUGGACCACUCCCUUGGUUUGAAAUUCCUAUCGGAGUAGGAAAGAAAGGUGAAAUAUUCUUCAGAAAAGAAGACUCUGAAUUAGUUUGGUUUAAUUUAAAAACCAACACGAUUAAGCACCUUGGUUUCAAACCAGGGCAAGUUAAUCGUAGAGGUCGGAUAGGAAUUUAUAACAAAAAUAUGUUUUCCAUUGGAGCAACAAACAAUUAG